This is a messenger RNA of Eupeodes corollae, 1559 nucleotides long. Its product is annotated as odorant receptor 2a-like. The transcript is spliced from 3 exons. NCBI's taxonomy places the organism in Eukaryota, Metazoa, Arthropoda, Insecta, Diptera, Syrphidae. Gene Ontology annotation, biological process: detection of chemical stimulus involved in sensory perception of smell; sensory perception of smell. Gene Ontology annotation, molecular function: olfactory receptor activity; odorant binding. The record is from RefSeq and is a predicted model, not a curated record. Bases 38 to 1213 code for a protein of 391 amino acids. Gene Ontology annotation, cellular component: plasma membrane.
UGUGUUCUGUGCAAGUCUACUUGACAAUUCGAAAACCAUGUCAACUGAAAUAAAACUAGAUUCUUUAGACAAGCCUACUCUUCAUACUUAUGAAGCAUUUAAGUAUCACUGGUAUGUUUGGCAAUUUUGUGGCCUUAAAUUUCCGAAAAACGCCAAAUGGAGAGUUCCAUACAUUGUAUAUGCAAUUGUUCUUAAUAUAACGGUUACUCUCUUUUUCCCUCUAACAUUGAUUGUAAAUUGUUUUCUUUCCGAGAAUUUCACCAUAUUAUGCGAGAACUUAUACAUCACCAUUACAGAUGUAAUUUGUAAUUUAAAGUUUCUUAACGUCUUUAUUGUGCGUUCGAAGCUUCUUGAGGUUGAGCAUAUUCUAGACAGAUUGGAUAAAAGGUCAAGUAGUGAGGAUGAAUUGCAAGCUUUGAAGAAUGGAAUGCGAUCUGCUCGCAAGUGUUUUAACAUUUUUGCCACAAUGUUUGGAUGUGCAAUAAUCACAAGUCAAUUGGUCGUCUAUUUGUCCAAGGAAAGAAUUUUGAUGUAUCCUGCUUGGCUACCUUUGGAUUGGAAGAAUUCUUACAAAGAUUUCGUGAUUGCACAUUCUUACCAGGUUUAUGGGUUGACAGUGCAGGCAAUUCAAGAUUUGGGAAAUGAUACUUUUCCUCAGGCAUAUAUACGAAUUCUUUGCGCUCACAUUGAAGCUUUGUCGCUAAGGAUUUCAAAGUUAGGCAAAAAUAAAGGAUUGGGUUCGGAAAAAGUCAAUAGAGAGUUGCUGAUAGAGUGCAUAAAAGACCACCAAGUUAUAAUUGAGUUAUAUACCACUAUACAGCAGAGCAUUUCAACAGCUUGUUUCGCUCAGUUCAUGUGCACUGGACUAGCUCAAUGUACAAUCGGUGUUUACAUGCUCUACAUUGGCUUGGAUAUCUCAAAACUAUUGAACACCAUUAUAUUCUUUACUGCUGUAACCUUUGAAAUUUUGAUUUUUUGUCUUUUUGGCGAACAGCUUUGCCAAAGAGCAGAACAACUUACUGCAGCUAUAUACUCAUGUAAUUGGAUGGAUCAAAAUAGAGAAUUCAAAAAGGCACUUUUAUUGCUAUUGAAACGAUCACAAAGGCCACUUGUAAUUAUGGCUGGUGAUAUAAUACCACUUAAAUUACCUACUUUUGUUCAGGUCAUGAAAACUGCUUAUUCGACAUUUGCUGUAUUGAGUGAAGUUAAAUAGAUGGUAAAAUAAAAAAUGAAGAGCACAUUUAUAAAAUACUGAAACUAUGGUAAUAGAUACAUGAACAUAAUUAGUUGUAUAAAUUUUACUGUUUUGAAUCGUUUCAAUAAAGUGUAACUCAAUGCUGCGUCUGUAAGGAAUAAAAAUAAAAAUAUAUACUUACCAAAUGCAUUCGUCAUGCAAAAUUGUAUAAAAUUUUAUGUUGGGAUUCGUAAAGAUGCCCAUUACGAUGGAAAUCCUGAUAAAGCUGAUUAAUUACAAAAAUAUUGAAAAGCUAUCAACUAAAAAUUGCAAACAAAUAUCUGAUUUGAAAAGCAAAAGAAAAGACGAACAAUUUAAGUUUCAU